Messenger RNA from Daphnia pulicaria, 1681 nucleotides. RefSeq lists its product as uncharacterized. The transcript has 4 exons. The record is from RefSeq and is a predicted model, not a curated record. NCBI's taxonomy places the organism in Eukaryota, Metazoa, Arthropoda, Branchiopoda, Diplostraca, Daphniidae. The coding region runs from base 571 to 1422 and encodes 283 amino acids.
AUAACAAAACGUGGUUAUACAGUGUCGUAGUGUAAAUGGCGUAAUGUAUUUAUGUCUGGAUUUACCAGUGAGCGACUAAGUAUGUUUUGACGUCAAUGAACAGACUAUAUAUGUCCAUGGCUGUUUUAAAAAAAAUAUGCAUCUGCGAUUGUUUAUCUUCCGGUAUACGCAGUGUUGUUGUUGUUGUUGUUGUUGUCUUGGAAGAUUGGCGUCGUGGCCUCACGUGAUGAACGGGUUUUGACCAUAAAAGAAAAGUUAUUGAGCUAUUACGUCGUUGGAAAGUUUGGGAACAAACAACCUCAAUAAUAACCUUUUCUGCCAAGUCAUUCCGUGCGUGAAUUAUACAGUGAAAUCAACAAGGGUCGCGUCUGCUGAUGUUGUUGUUCCCAGCAUCUCAUUGGCUGGAAACCCUGGGCUCGUUUGAGGCUCGCAAUCAGUCCCGCCUCUCAUAUUCCCGAAACUGUUGGCUGUGCUGGACAACAACAUGCUCAGAGAUAAUAAGAUUCAAUGACCCCUUUCUUCAGGUAAUUCGGCUCAAGUGUAUUUAGCCCAGCAACAGUAGAAAGAAGCAUGGAUGAAAAACCAGGUGAUUGGGACUGGGAAGAUGGGAUAUCUAGAGGAUUUCAGCAAAUGGUCCAGAUCCAAGACAAGGAAACGGGAGAAUGCUGGACGGUGGCUAAGGAAACAGACUGCAUGGGAGCCUGUGGUGAAUCCAAGGCUAUGUGCAGCAGAAUAAAACAAAGCGUCAGCAGUUGGAAGAUUCCAAAGGAAUACUCGUUGCUCGGCAGCAGUUCAUCUUUCAAAGCCGAAGGUGUCCAACCAGUAUUUACCACAGUGGAUUCUGACGUACAGAUGAAUAGCAGCUGGACUUGUGAAAACGAUGAUUCAUCUGAUCAAACUGCCAUCAUAGCCACAUUCCCCUCGCCAGGUAAGUUACCUGCUUUCUGCCGUAAACGGCGUUGCUCCGUCAGUGCUGCUGCUGCUGCCAAAAUCGAUUCAUCCGCCAAACCGACCAAGAAUCCUGUGGGAAACAGUGCAAUUGAGCGCUUUCUGGAGGGGCGGGAGAGGUUAUUGUUUGUCGGGCGCCUACUCUUCGCUUUCCUUGUGCUCCUCAGCCCGGGCUACUUCUUCCCCCUGCUCUUCUUCAUCCGUACCUACUGCCACUUCUGGAAGCACAACGCCUCCGUCGACCAAGAAGAAGAAGUGUUUGAAAGAACCCACAGUGGGCCCUUCAGCUUCUUUCACGCCAAGGCCUUUCUAAAGUACAGCUGCCGCCUGUGCAGGGAAAAGAUUAAAACGGAGAAAAUGUUCCGCAUUCAUUCGAAAAUCGGAUCCAGUAGCUCCUUCCACAAAACUGCUGCCUUCUCAGAGCCCCAAGUUCAGGAUUACAGUGAUGAUUGCCCGCACAACCAUUUAUAUUAACCAACAUGACAACAUAACCAACGAAAUUUUUUUUUACUUAAACGGUACCUACUUUUGACUUAUAUGGUAGUUGCCUAGUACCCACAUGACUAAAUAAGUUUAUAUAUUUUUCCCUUUUACAUUUUAAAAAAUAGUUUGUCCCUCGAACAAAGUAAUUGGGGUGGCGGUUUUUUUGUGAAAUAAUUGACAAUUUGGCUUAAGGAAUUAAAUAUUUCAUGUUCGUCUCAAAAAUGUAUCAAUACAAGAAAAAAGAGAAAAU